Magnolia sinica is the source of this 2273-nucleotide messenger RNA. RefSeq lists its product as uncharacterized. Bases 707 to 1681 code for a protein of 324 amino acids. The transcript is spliced from 2 exons. Gene Ontology annotation, cellular component: membrane. The record is from RefSeq and is a predicted model, not a curated record. NCBI's taxonomy places the organism in Eukaryota, Viridiplantae, Streptophyta, Magnoliopsida, Magnoliales, Magnoliaceae.
GAUCUUUUCCGCAUUUCAGAGCUCUGGAUUUUUUAGGGUUCUCUCCCUCGAUCUUCAGAAGCUCUUUCGAUUCCGAUAGCUUCGACUCGAUUCUUAAAAUCUUCUUUCUUUUCGACAUUGGUUCCGGUAUUUCGAGAUCUUCGGUGUUCAAUUUUCAGGAAAUACUGUGGAAAUUCAUUCAAUUCGAACGAGCUGCGAUUUCGCUCUCUUUCCAUGCAAUUUCCUCAACAUCUUGCUCAAAAUGCCAACGGAUUGAAGCUUUUCGGCCCCUUGCAGGGUUUUCAGCUAGCUCUGCUGCUCCCGAUGCAAGAUCUUGUGUGAGAACGGAGGAAAAUGAUGGAUUCUAGAGAUCUCUAGGGUUUUGGCAAGUUUCAUGUUGGGAUAAUCGAGAAAAUCCGAGCUUUUGGAGGUUUCCUUUUGAGAAAUGCUUAACAGCAGCGGCAUUGCUAGAAAAUCGACGCUCUGUAUGAGAUUCUAGGGUUUCUGUUGAAAGUCCUGAUUCAGAGACGUAAAAAUCCGAUGGCAUUUCGAUGAACAAUGCUGAAAUUACAGUGCUCCGAUUUGUGAGUCCAUAGAUAUCCGAGCUGAGUUCUUUUGAGAUUUCUUUGUAAAAAUGCUGAGGGAAAGGUUUAUUCACCGAAUGGUCUCUUUUCCUUGAAGAAAGAUCCGAUCUUUUGAAUAUCCGUUUGUUUUGAAGCAUAGAUCAAUGGAGUUUAUAUACUGUUUCUCGGUGCAUCUUGUAUUCGUCAUGUGGAUUGUUUUUUCGUCGCCAGAAGUUACAGCUCAGUCAUUGCCGGAAUCUUCUAAAGUUUCAGUGCGGCAGCUAGACGCGCUUCUUCAGGACUAUACUUACAGGUCAUUCGUCCGCCUCGUCCACCCAAAGACAGGACGACUCUACAAUGCUCCAGUUCCGGCCAAUCUAUCCACAAUAAAGCUGACCGCAAUGAGACUCCGCAGCGGUAGUCUGCGGAGCAAAGGAGUUCAUGGCUAUAAUGAGUUUGAAAUCCCUGAUGGAAUCAUUGCUAAACCUUAUGUCCUGCGGCUCAUUCUUGUAUUCCAGAAUUUGGGUAACUUGUCUUCUUUCUAUUAUGGUCUGCAAGGUUAUAGGUUUUUAGCGCCCGUGCUCGGCCUCCUUGCAUAUGAUGCAACGAAUUUAUCUGCUACGGGUUUGCCUGAAUUAGAUAUAACGCUAUCGAAGGGACCCAUUUCGAUUCAGUUUAGAGAUGUCGAAACAGCGCCGAGUGGGUCAACUCCGAAGUGUGUUUGGUUUGAUUUGGAUGCUUUGCCACAAUUCAGUGAUUUGGAAUCGAGCAAUGUCUGUUCAACGAGUCACCAGGGGCAUUUCUCUAUUGUGGUUGAGUCUACUGCGCCUGCUCCUGCACCAGUGGCUCCGCCUAGUCCUGUCCCAGCAGGUCCAAAUUUGAGCCCCGGUCAUGGAAAAAACAAGUCGAAGGCGUGGAAGAUUGCCGUUCCUGUGGUGGGCGGGUUCAUAUUAUUGGUUCUGUUUGUUAUGCUGUUGGUGUGGUUGAUAAGAUAUAGACAAAAUAAGAAGAUGGCAGAGAUGGAACGCCAGGCGGACAUCGGGGAGGCAUUGCAGAUGACGUCUAUUGGACAUACAAGGGCCCCAGUGGCGAUGGGUACUCGGACACCGCCAUCCCUUGAGAAUGAAUAUGUGCCUUGAAAGUGGUUGGACGUGGGCGAAUUCGUACUUCCUUUUUUCUCCCGGUAAUUUAUUGGUCCUGGCUGGUAUCAUAGGAAUGAGCUGUGGAUCCCCCUUCCAAGUGUUUGAUAUGUACAGACUGCCACUGCAUUGUUCCUUCUGCCCGGGUCAUUUGUAGAUGAUUUCCGUGAGACGGGUAUGAUUCUAAAUGCUGUCAUCUGUUCAGUUCCUUUCAGUUCAGCCAAGGGUGUCGCUUCGAAUCACACAUUCUUUUGGAGGAGUUACUAUCACUCCUGUGUUUGAAAUUGUUUAUGUUCGCAUCGUUGAUUGUCUCUCCUUCUCCUUGUGGGAAUUGAAAUUAGUGUCCGCCACAGAGAAGGAAAUUUCUUCCUAUAUUCCAGGCUGGAAUCGAUUUCAUAUAUUUAGUAUGUUGCCGUAUUCCGGUCUGGAGCUUUGCCAAUAAAGCUGGAAUCAAUUCAUCUCCUCUUUCCGGUGCCUAGUUGCUGUUUGGUUGUUUUGAUCCUGGUGUAACUCUGUUGAUUUCUUAUAUUCACUGCAGACACGGGUAUGCUGUUGUUUCUAUUUUCAUUGGAAUAUGAUUGCUGUCAAUUCA